Molecule: messenger RNA, 894 nt
Organism: Vespa crabro (European hornet)
Lineage: Eukaryota; Metazoa; Arthropoda; Insecta; Hymenoptera; Vespidae
Gene: Cry2
Product: cryptochrome-1-like
Exons: 4
Coding region: 1-894 (297 amino acids)
Biological process (GO): negative regulation of DNA-templated transcription; circadian regulation of gene expression; entrainment of circadian clock by photoperiod
Cellular component (GO): nucleus; cytoplasm
Molecular function (GO): DNA binding; FAD binding
Source: RefSeq, a predicted model, not a curated record
AUGACGGGUAGUAGGAAAAGCGAAUUUGGCGAUGGAGUGGCCGUGCAAGGAGAUGGUAGGAAACAUACGGUUCAUUGGUUCCGAAGAGGACUCAGAUUGCAUGAUAAUCCGUCCCUAAGAGAAGGACUAGCUGGUGCUUCUACUUUCCGGUGUGUCUUUAUUUUGGACCCCUGGUUUGCCGGAAGCACUAACGUUGGUAUUAAUAAAUGGAGAUUUCUCUUGCAAUGUCUCGAGGAUCUCGACUGUUCCCUAAGGAAAUUGAAUUCCCGUUUGUUCGUGAUACGAGGGCAACCAGCGGAUGCCUUACCAAAGCUCUUUAAAGAAUGGGGCACGACGAAUUUAACGUUCGAAGAGGAUCCAGAACCAUUUGGACGCGUACGGGACCACAAAAUUUCGACGCUUUGUAAGGAGCUCGGUAUCUCGGUGGUUCAGAGGGUCUCGCACACUCUUUACAAGUUGGACGAAAUUAUAGAAAGAAAUGGAGGCAAACCACCCCUAACUUAUCAUCAGUUUCAAAAUGUCGUCGCGAGUAUGGAUCCUCCAGAAAAGCCUGUAUCUACAGUAACAUCAGUUUGCAUUGGUGAUGCCUAUACUCCAUUGAAGGACGAUCAUGAUGAUCAUUUUGGUGUACCAACGUUGGAGGAACUUGGGCUUCUGCCACCUAUAUGGGUCGGUGGUGAGAGCGAGGCCUUGGCACGAUUGGAACGUCAUCUCGAGAGGAAGGCCUGGGUAGCGAGUUUCGGCAGGCCAAAGAUGACGCCGCAAUCACUACUGCCGAGUCAGACAGGCCUAUCACCUUACUUACGCUUUGGCUGUCUCAGCACGAGACUUUUCUACUAUCAGCUUACUGAUUUGUACAAAAAGGUACAAACGGCAUCGUCAAUACUUUUAUAA